CCAUAAUUUUUCAUGUUUUUGUUUUUUUUGUAGUAUUUUUUAACAUUAUGGAAGAAGAUGUACAUUUUCUUAUCUAGACAAAACACCCCUAGCCAGGACUUUACAUAAUCUCAUACCAGUAUUAACCCUAAAUAACUGAUUUCACAAACUUUACUUUAGGGCAAAGUACCAGAUUACUUAAAGAAGUACUACCCAGAUCAUCUAUUUCUGACUAAACCAGAUUUAGAGACAGGAAACCUGAUAGAGAAGUUACAUGAAAACUCCAUGUUAUGUUUGAGCCGGUUUAUGCUAUAUCAACAUAUCCUUAACUACAAUAAGUUGAUCCUGUACCCCAGACAGUUUACUGAUAAUACAUACUCAAGAUUGGUUUCCUUUUAUUAUGCAGCAGCACAUUGCACCAUGGAUAAAGGCUCUGGAAUCCUGUCUCUUGACACACAAGAUCUCCUAGAAGAGGCAACAAGAAAGUUGAUUGGUGGGAAAGAGACUUUCUCCAUCAGAACAGGUGCAGAGUCCUUAAUCCAUGGGGGAGAAAAAACAAAGAAUGAAGCCUAUACAUUCGAAGCUGUGAAGAAAGCAGGAGGUGCUGUUGGAUCUGUCCCCAGCUUGAUGUUCUGGACCCCAGACCAGAAAAAGAUAUUGUUUGAACAUCAUCCCAGAAGCGUCAUCUGUGGACAAUUUGGUACCGGGAAGACAGUGAUAUUAACCGAGAAAAUAAAAAGGAUGAUACAGAGUAUUAUUGAUGAUCAGGAUAAUCAGGAUCCUGUUGGUAGUGGAAGUGCUGACAAAAAAGUAGAAGUUAAUUCCACUGAAAAUGAG
This is a messenger RNA of Eurytemora carolleeae, 816 nucleotides long. RefSeq lists its product as uncharacterized. Lineage: Eukaryota; Metazoa; Arthropoda; Copepoda; Calanoida; Temoridae. The record is from RefSeq and is a predicted model, not a curated record.